AUAAUAAAAAAAAAACAUUUAUUAAAAAAAACAAAAGCAACAAGCAAAGUCGACAAAUACAACACAUCAUUGAAAAGUCUCUUUCUUUCUUUCUUUCUUCCAAAUUGAAAUUCAACAACAAAAAAAUUUUAAAAAAAACUUUUUUAUUUUUAAUUUUUGAAUUGUAGAAUUAUUAGAAAAACUUCACGCGCCGCCGUUUCUCUAUCCAAAUCUGAAAUCUAACCGCCGCCACUGCUGCAACUGCCGUCUUUAUGAAUCGGAGCAACUAUGGGCGGAGUAACGUCCUCGAUUGCUGCGAAGUUUGCUUUCUUUCCACCACAACCACCUUCAUACACUGUCACCGUUUCUGAAACAACCACCACCGGAGACAAUUCUCCGGUGACGAAGCUUUCGAUUCCGGAAGUUCCGAUGAAAGAGAACGUUGAUGUAUUGAAGCUGAAAACAAGGAGAGGGAAUGAAAUAGCGGCGGUGUAUGUUAAGUACCAUAGACCUACAUGCACCAUGCUUUACUCCCAUGGAAAUGCUGCUGAUUUGGGUCAGAUGUUUGAACUCUUCGUUGAAUUGAGUAAUAGACUCAGAAUUAAUGUUAUGGGCUACGAUUACUCUGGUUAUGGGCAGUCAACAGGAAAGCCAACUGAAUAUAAUACAUACGCAGAUAUUGAAGCUGCAUAUAAAUGCCUGAAGGAGAAAUAUGGGGUAAAAGAUGAACAAUUGAUAUUGUAUGGUCAAUCUGUUGGUAGUGGUCCUACACUUGAUCUUGCUUCAAGGAUAUCAGAAUUGAGAGGCGUUGUGUUGCAUAGUCCAAUUUUGUCAGGGCUUAGAGUACUAUACCCUGUAAAACGAACAUAUUGGUUUGAUAUUUAUAAGAAUAUUGAUAAAAUUGGUCUGGUCAAAUGUCCUGUUUUGGUUAUCCAUGGGACAGCAGAUGAAGUUGUAGAUGUGUCUCAUGGAAAACAGCUCUGGGAACUUUGCAAGGAAAAGUAUGAACCCUUGUGGGUAAGUGGUGGUGGACAUUGUAAUCUUGAGCUUUACCCGGAGUUCAUUAAACACCUAAAGAAAUUUGUACAGACAAUUGGAAAACCUAAAGCAGCAACUGCAAAUGGUUCUGAAAAGGAAACUGUAGAAACUGAGAAUGAAGGUAACAAAUCUAGCAAAGAAUCAGAAACUGGCACUUCUAGUACUUCUGAAUUGAGUAAAGAAAUUCCUGAAGCUUCUAGAAACAGUUUAGAUAGCCGUCUUAAAAAGUCUAAAAAACCAGACAAACCAGAAAAAUCUCGAAUGAGCACAGAUCAUGUUGAUAGGUUUAGGAGAAGAAAGGGUUUAGUUUGGUAGUCUCUCACAUGGUUUGUAUCCAAAAUAAUUUAUUUGCUCAUAUUCACUAUUCCACGGAUCCGGCUCCCCUACAGUCAAGAUUUUUCACAUUGAUGCAGUCGGGACAUCAGUGACCUUUCAAUCAAGAUUAGAUGGUCCAAACUUAAACUUAGUGAUUUGAAUUUUAAAAUUAAAAUCUGCACUAUUUUGGACCAUCCAAUCUUGAUCGAACGGCCACUAACGUCCACAGCCGCGUGAAUGCGGGAUCCUUUUAUUGCAGGGAAUCCGAAUUCCUAUUCCACUCCUCGAGUAAUGAUGCCUGUUCUACGAUGAAUACCUUGAGUGAGUUUUCUGUAUGUUAAAAUGAUUGAAAGUAAUAUAUGCAUUUGUUUGGCCUUGUAAAAUCAACAUCCUGAUCUGUCAAAAAAAAAAAAAAACAAAAUCAACAUCCUGAUGUAGUAAAUGUAAUCAUUAUGGUAAUUUGUUUUGGUAAA
Trifolium pratense (red clover) is the source of this 1805-nucleotide messenger RNA. RefSeq names its product alpha/beta hydrolase domain-containing protein 17C. Lineage: Eukaryota; Viridiplantae; Streptophyta; Magnoliopsida; Fabales; Fabaceae. The transcript has 5 exons. The coding region runs from base 268 to 1332 and encodes 354 amino acids. The record is from RefSeq and is a predicted model, not a curated record.